Messenger RNA from Megalops cyprinoides (Indo-Pacific tarpon), 1886 nucleotides. Its product is annotated as 1-acyl-sn-glycerol-3-phosphate acyltransferase gamma-like. The transcript has 10 exons. Gene Ontology annotation, cellular component: endoplasmic reticulum; endomembrane system. Lineage: Eukaryota; Metazoa; Chordata; Actinopteri; Elopiformes; Megalopidae. The coding region runs from base 530 to 1663 and encodes 377 amino acids. The record is from RefSeq and is a predicted model, not a curated record. Gene Ontology annotation, molecular function: 1-acylglycerol-3-phosphate O-acyltransferase activity.
GCAUCCAGCUCCGCCCCCCGUCUUUCAGAGACAGCGCAGCUUUCUAUGCAAGGAGGCUAACCCCGACGAAAGAUGACGUUGUUUUUUACAGCUGCACAAUAGUUACAUGUGCUCCCCACUGCGAGGACAGUGGAAUGUGUGAUGUGUGGCUCCCAGAACAUUCAAAGCCACCCAGGCCAGCACACAGUACUCUGUACACAGGCCAUCCUCAGGAGAGGUUAUUGGCUGUAAAGCAGUCAACUGCAGGGGAUUAGAGGCAAAUCAAUAAUGCUACACUGAGAGAGGACUGAAGAGGGGCCGAGCGAGGGAUUGAUGGCAGACGGAGGAGAGGAAAAGAGAUGACGGGUGGCUGGAUGAGUGGAUGGACACGAACCUGCCGAUAGAGGAGGAAAAAAACGGAGGGAGAUGGGCGAGAGAUGGAUUGGUCAGUGGUGCUGAGUGAGGGGCCGUGUAAGAGGGGCCUGUAAAGCUGAAGCACCGUGGUCAGUCACACUAAGAAGGGGGCCUGCCCGCGCGUUUGGCUCCUACCAUGGGUCUCAUUGCCUACCUGAAGACCCAGUUCAUCCUGCAGCUGCUGAUCAGCUUCGUGUUUGUGGUGAGCGGCCUCAUCAUCAACUUCAUCCAGCUGUGCACCUGCAUCCUCUGGCCCUUCAACAAACAGCUGUACCGCAGGAUCAACUGCCGGCUGGCCUACUCUCUCUGGAGCCAGCUGGUGAUGCUGUUGGAAUGGUGGUCGUGUACAGAAUGCACGCUCUACACUGACCAGGCCACGGUGGACAAAUUUGGCACGGAGCAUGUCAUCAUCAUUCUCAACCACAACUACGAGAUCGACUUCCUGUGCGGGUGGACCAUGUGUGAACGCUUCGGGGUGCUGGGGAGCUCCAAGGUCCUGGCAAAACAUGAGCUGCUGAAAGUGCCCCUGAUUGGCUGGACCUGGUACUUCCUGGAGAUCGUCUUCUGCAAGAGGAAGUGGGAGGUAGACAGAGAAACGGUCUUCAGAGGCCUGGAGAGACUGCGAGAUUACCCAGAGUACAUGUGGUUCCUGCUGUACUGUGAAGGCACACGCUUCACAGAGAAGAAGCACCAAAUCAGCAUGCAGGUGGCAGAGAGCAAAGGCCUGCCUAAACUGAAGUACCACCUGCUGCCCCGCACCAAGGGCUUCACCACCACACUGCACUGCCUCAAAGGAACAGUGACUGCGGUGUAUGACGUCACGCUGAACUUCAAAGACCAGAAGAACCCAACACUGCUGGGAAUCAUUAACGGGGAGAAGUACAAGGCAGACAUGUGUGUCAGGAGGUUCCCUGUGGAGGACAUCCCAGAUGAUGAGACAGAGUGUGCAAACUGGCUCCACAAGCUCUACCAGGAAAAGGACGCACUGCAGGAGCAAUACAAGAAGGAGGGCUCCUACCCCGGCCCCACGAUCUUGCCCCCCCGCCGGCCGUGGACGCUGCUCAACUUCCUCUUCUGGGCCACCCUCCUGCUCUCCCCCCUCAUCAGUUUCGCCUGGGACGUCGCCGUCAGCGGCUCCCCGCUGCUCAUUAUAGGCUUCGUCCUUUUCAUCAUCAUAGCCUCCGUAGCGGUGCGGCGGCUGAUUGGUGUUACUGAGGUCAACAAGACGGGCUCCAGCUACGGCAACCAGGAGGCCAAGAAGCAGAACUAGAGGUGUCUGCGCGUUGCCGUCUCGGUCACCGUGUGGUCACAGUACGGUCACCGUGCGGUCACUGUGCGGUCACCGUGUGGUCACAGGCCCUUUUUUACUCUCUCAGAGGGCAAGGAAGCACGCUGAUACGGAAAACAAUGAUCAUUCUUAAGGAAAUUAAAGGUAUUAAUUGGGGUGACGUCAACGACAAAAUAAAAAAGAAUAAAAAAAAAAAAAAGAAGGA